Molecule: messenger RNA, 96 nt
Organism: Fusarium verticillioides 7600
Lineage: Eukaryota; Fungi; Ascomycota; Sordariomycetes; Hypocreales; Nectriaceae
Exons: 1
Coding region: 1-96 (31 amino acids)
Source: RefSeq, a predicted model, not a curated record
AUGGUAUCCGAACAGCACAUGAGCACCCAGUCCAUUGUUGUGGCUACGGAUAUGAUCAAGACGGUUUCGGACAGUCUGAAGAUUGUCUCUAUCUAA